Cyclocybe aegerita is the source of this 567-nucleotide messenger RNA. NCBI's taxonomy places the organism in Eukaryota, Fungi, Basidiomycota, Agaricomycetes, Agaricales, Hemipholiotaceae. The record is from the annotation of a GenBank genome assembly.
AUGGAACCACCUAUCUACUAUUCGAAGGCCGAAUUCAUAGAAACAGACACAGGAAAUAAGGUGUCGCGUCGAGCCACUAUUGCCGGCCCACAGAACAUCAUUCUCGGAGGAAAGACUAUCAUCUCUAGUGGCGCUAUCAUCCGCGGCGAUCUACGACGGACAAAUCCUGGUCAUGCAGUCGUUAUCUCACUUGGUCGAUACUGCCUUGUUGGUGAGAACUGUGUCAUGAGACCGCCAUAUAAGACGUAUCGGGGCAACUUCAACUACUAUCCUAUGAAAAUUGGCGAUCAUGUCCACAUUGGAGCAAACAGUGUUGUAGAGGCAGCCAUCAUCGGGAACCAUGUCGAGAUCGGAAAGAACUGUGUCGUUGGAAAGUUCACGACUAUCAAGGACUGUGCUAAGAUUGCAGACAACACGAUAAUUCCACCCAACACUGUCAUUCCUGCUUUGUCCCUUUUUGCUGGAUCACCUGGUCGUUUUGUUGAGGACCUCCCGGAAUCUACUCAAGAGAUGGUCGAAUCACAAACGAAGCAAUAUUAUACGCGCUUUCAACCAUUCGACCGGUAG